ACGACGCCAGUUAUAAUUCGACGUUUUAUAACCUUUCCUCUCAACCAUCAUGAGGUGCGAAUGAAUGAAGCCGCAUUUUUGCAAAUUGCUGGAUUUCCUGGCGUUGUCGGGGUUAUCGACGGUACUCACGUCCGUAUCCAGGCUCCACACAAAGACGAGCCUGAGUUUGUCAAUAGGAAGCACUUCCACAGCCUGAAUGUACAAGUAAUUUUUGAUGCCGAGUACAAGCUGAUGGACGUGGUAGCCAAGUGGCCCGGGUCAACUCACGACGCACGGAUUCUGCAUGAGAGUGGCAUAAAGCAAAUGUUUGACCGGCGUCUCGUUCCCGGAGGAUGUCAUCUGCUAGGCGACAGCGGGUACCCAUGUAAAACAUGGCUCCUGACACCCUUCCUGAGACCUCAACCUGGCGACCAGUCACGCUAUAACAGUGUAUCAAUGUCAUGCAUUUGUAGGGCACACAAAAGAACCAGAAGUGUGGUGGAACGAGGAAUUGGCCAGAUGAAGAGGCGAUUCCAUGUUCUCCAUGGAGAAAUCCGCUUAACACCUGCCAAGACUUGCAAAGUAAUUCUCGCAUGCUCGGCUCUACAUAACAUUUGUAAAGCCCGUAACAUCCAGAUGCCACCAGAUGAAGCUGGUGAUUACCCUGACGAUGAUGAAGAGGAGGGAGACGAAGAAACGGAAGCCGCAGGAGCACCCAAUCCACAAGGACAUGGCCUGCGACAUCGUCUUCAGUUCACCAACAUUCACUUCCAUGGUACUUAAUCAGAGUAAAAUAAUAUGAUAUAUAUAUAUGUUUUUUAAUAUGACGGCCACUUGUGGGGCCGCCAAAAUUGGAUGUCAUAUCCAGGUCCGAAUAAAUGUCAACAAAAAUUUACAAUUUUAUUGUUAUGCUAGAAAUCUUUAAUAAAAACUAAACAAAUACACUGUACAUCCAAAUUUACGCUUACCCUCUGUACUAGCGUUAACGCGAUCGGCUUACGAAUUUUAGGUGCCAUUUUUAGA
Gigantopelta aegis is the source of this 1002-nucleotide messenger RNA. Its product is annotated as putative nuclease HARBI1. Bases 61 to 762 code for a protein of 233 amino acids. The transcript has 2 exons. The record is from RefSeq and is a predicted model, not a curated record. Lineage: Eukaryota; Metazoa; Mollusca; Gastropoda; Neomphalida; Peltospiridae.